AUGCGAAACUCGAGAACCCGGCCGUCCGCACGGCCAAGAGAAACAAGAGAGGGCCCAGGAAGCCCAGCUUCGUCGCCUCGCCUCGCCUCGCCUCGCCUCGCCUCGGCCAUGUCUCCCGACUCUCCAUCCCGCACGCGCACCCGCGCCGUCUCGGCACCGACGAAGCCUCACAAACCACCGCCCACGUCUGCAGCAGCUCGCGGAUCGCCGCCCCGGCUCGCCAGGCGAGACCAGACCUGCGGAGACGGGCAUCACAAUUGCCUCGACAUCAACCAGCCCGACCGAUGCUGCAGCAACCAGAACUACUGCUACGUCAACGCGGCCGGCGAAGCGCGCUGCUGCCCCGUCGGAUCCAACUGCGUCGCCGACUCGCCCUGCAAGAGCGAGUUCUACUUCUGCACCACCACGCUCAGCGGCCUCGCCGCCGCCAACGCCGCCAACGCCGCCAACGCCACCACCCAGGGCUGCUGCGGCCGCAAAUGCCCCCAGACGAGCUACUACCUGUGCCCGUCGAGCCUCGGCGGCAAGUGCUGCCCCUACGACGCCGACUGCCAGGCCGACGGGAACUGCGUCAUGAAGCGCGCCGCCCCCUCGACGACGACGCCGACCGGCCCAGACGCCAUGUCCGUCGUUGAGUUGGGCGGCCUGUCGCCCGGCGCAAAGGCCGGCGUCGGCGUCGGCGUCGCGCUGGGCACGUCGCUGCUCAUCGCCCUCGCAGCGUGGAGCUUCGCCCUGUGCAGGCGACGCCGCGCGCGGCGGGCAAACGCCGCCCGGGACUCGGUCGCGAACCGCGCAGAGAUGACGGGCAGCCUCGCCCGCGCCCCGGCCGUCGAGAUGGCCGAGGACGAGCCCGAGCCGGACGCCGCAGGUCCGGGCCCGGAACGCCCUCACGUCGAGUCCUUCGACGGCCCGUUCGAGCUGGACGCGUCGUCGCAGGCCCACGCCCCUGAAUCCGACCCCGGCCCCGGCUCCGGACCAGGUGCAUACCUGAGCCGCCCGGGCAAGGUGUAG
Molecule: messenger RNA, 1011 nt
Organism: Metarhizium album ARSEF 1941
Lineage: Eukaryota; Fungi; Ascomycota; Sordariomycetes; Hypocreales; Clavicipitaceae
Exons: 2
Coding region: 1-1011 (336 amino acids)
Source: RefSeq, a predicted model, not a curated record